GUCUUUCCCCCAUUGGAAAAGAGUUAAUUUCUAUUAGGGACCCUACAUCCCCAUCUAAAUUCUUAUCCAUUACUACUAUUUCCUUAGGGGUGGUCCUGAAUGUUUUGUUAUUCAGAGUCUUGUAUGAUUUGAUCUUUUAUUGAUAGUUGCUUGACUCCGACCGCCCUUUAUGUCUUCCUCCCUUCGACUGAUUAUCGAGGAUGGUCAUUUCCAAGAUGCACAUGGGAGACAUGUCUUGUUAAGGGGUAUUAACGUCGCAGGCGACUCUAAGCUACCUAGCCAACCCGAUGUACCUUCGCACGUAGCCCAAGAUUUCUUCGAUGGCGACGACGUCAAAUUCCACAAUCGACCCUUUCGGAAAGAGGAUUCGCACAUACACUUCUCCCGUUUAAAACGGUUUGGAUAUAAUACCAUUCGGUAUAUCUUCACAUGGGAAGCUAUCGAAGCUGCCGGCCCCGGGAGAUACGAUGAGGUUUGGAUUGAACAUACCAUCGAGGUCUUGAGGACGGCCAAAGACUAUGGCUUCUAUGUGUUCAUGGACCCGCAUCAGGAUGUUUGGUCACGAUACUGCGGCGGAUCUGGCGCUCCCAUGUGGACGAUUUAUGCCUGUGGAUUGAACCCCCAGAGCUUUGCAGCGACCGAAGCUUCUAUCGUACAUAAUACCUAUUCUGAUCCCGAUAACUUCCCCAAAAUGAUUUGGUCUACCAAUUACUACCGAUUAGCGGCCGCGACCAUAUUCACACUCUUUUUCGCCGGUCUCGAUUUCGCUCCGAAGUGUAUAAUAGACGGUAUAAAUAUUCAAGAUUAUCUACAGGGUCACUUUGUACGGGCUUGUGAACAUCUUGCGAAACGUAUACAUGAAGCUGGCGGUAUUGAGAAUGAUGUUAUCUUUGGCUGGGAAAGUUUGAAUGAACCUAGUAGGGGAAUGAUUGGGCAUCCCGACCUAAGUGUUAUCCCAGACGCGCAGAAACUGAAGAAGGGUACAAGUCCAACGCUAUGGCAGGCCAUUCUUACAGGUUCGGGACGAGCGUGUGAGGUUGAUACAUGGGAUAUGGGAGGUCUUGGCCCAUAUAAGGUCGGACGUACUCUGAUUGACCCUCAUGGCGAGAUUGCAUGGUUACCAGAGGGCUACGAUGACUCUCGUUAUGGUUGGAAGCGAGAUCCUGAGUGGAAAUUAGGACAAUGCCUCUGGGCUCAGCAUGGAGUCUGGGAUCCCUCCCAGGAUUUGUUACUGCAAAAGAAUUACUUCGAGAAGCAUCCUACUACAGGCGACACAUUGGACUACCAUGCUUUUACGAACACCUACUUCAUGGCGUUCUAUCGUAAAUACCGUGAUGCCAUUAGGGGCGUUCACAAGGAUGCUAUUAUGCUAUGCCAACCACCGACUUUGGAAUUACCCCCUACUAUCAAAGGCACUGCGGACGACGACCCAAGAAUGGUAUAUGCGCCGCAUUACUACGAUGGUAUUACACUUAUGACCAAGAAGUGGAACCGAACAUGGAAUGUGGAUGUCAUCGGGGUCCUUCGUGGUCGAUAUUGGCAUCCGGCUUUCGCCAUCAAGAUUGGUGAGACAGCUAUCCGUAACAGCUUCAAGGAACAGCUCGCGGCCAUGAGACAAGAAGGGCUGGAUUAUAUGGGAAACCAUCCAUGCAUCUUGACCGAAUUUGGUAUUCCCUACGAUAUGGAUGAUAAAUAUGCCUACAAAACGGGUGAUUAUUCGAGUCAAUCCGCAGCUAUGGAUGCCAAUCACUUUGCUGUGGAGGGUGCUUCGAUGGAGGGAUAUACCUUAUGGGUAUACACCGCGGCGAAUGACCAUCAACGAGGUGACCAAUGGAAUGGUGAGGAUUUGUCAAUAUUUUCGGUUGAUGACCAAACCUUGCCGGUUUCCCCUGUUCCUCGAACGCCCGAUGUGAACCAAUCCACAUCAAGCCUUUUGAAAACUGCUACUUCUAGCACUAGAAAGGAAGUGGAAGAUGAGACAUCGGUGACACCCGGAAAUUUGAAACGUACUCUGACGAAUCCCUCGAUUUCGUCAACGCCCACUAGCCCCAACCCCGAAUUGACCAAUGCUCCUGGAUACCGUGCUGCAGAGGCUUAUGUUCGUCCUGCGCCAAUAGUCACCAAUGGGCCAAUUGUGGAUUAUGUUUUUGACCUCAAGAGCUGCGAGUUCACGCUGAACGUUGAAGGAUCAAAAGCUCAAUCGGAGGACUUUCCUACAAUAGUGUUCUUACCUGAAUAUCAUUUCCCCAAAGAGCAGUGCACGGUGGCCGUCAGCUCGGGUAAGUGGGAAAUUAGUACUGACGACGAAGAGCGUACCUGGAUUCAGAAGAUCCGGUGGUGGCAUGGUAAGGGUAAGCAGAGCCUCAAAGUGACUGGUCUGAUACGACCCCAUAACAGUUUGGCCGGUACAGCUGAGGAAGCUGGAUACCUUGAGCAGUGUCAACAAUCUUAUGCGUUCGACCUUAAGAGCUGCAACGUAAUGUAAUAUGGUGUUUGUUGCAGGGUUAGGAGAGAAUAUGUAUAUAAUAAUGUCAUUUUACGUCUUCUUGCUGUUUGCCGCGAUACUCGUCACGUACUCCGAGUAAGGGUUUUCAGCUUCAGAGCGACUAUAAA
Messenger RNA from Hypoxylon trugodes, 2613 nucleotides. Its product is annotated as glycoside hydrolase family 5 protein. NCBI's taxonomy places the organism in Eukaryota, Fungi, Ascomycota, Sordariomycetes, Xylariales, Hypoxylaceae. The coding region runs from base 170 to 2485 and encodes 771 amino acids. The transcript has 3 exons. Gene Ontology annotation, molecular function: steryl-beta-glucosidase activity. Gene Ontology annotation, biological process: ergosteryl 3-beta-D-glucoside catabolic process. The record is from RefSeq and is a predicted model, not a curated record.